AUGGCUGACCCUCCGGAGACCUCCCGUGUGCUUCAAUUCGCCAAGAAUUUGUCCCUCUUCCUGCUCAGCUUUGCCUUUCUGCUGCCAAAUGUUCUUUUUGCCCUCGGUGCGUUCCUGUGGAGUCGGGGCACGUCCAGGGCUCCCAAGCAUCGCAAUGAUGACAACCUGGAUAAAGUCACGGUUCUAGUGACGGGCGUGAAUAUGGCAAAGGGCCUUUCGCUCGCUCGCAUAUUCCAUCGCCGAGGAUGUCGUGUCAUUGGCGCAGAUUGCUAUCCUCUCUCCCCCGGUCGCGUCUCGCGUGCCAUUGACGUGCACUACCAACUCCCUACGCCCUCAGAUCCUUCAAAGAACACCAUGAAUGAUCCCUAUCUCAACAGGAUAGUCGAGAUCAUCCACAGCGAGGACAUUGACCUAUGGGUUUCCGUCUCUGACGUCAACGCCGCAAUUGAAGACGCAGCAGUCAGAGAAAUUAUCGAAGCCCGCACGAGCGCCAAAGCAAUCCAAUUCGGCGUUGAGGAUAUCCGCAGACUCCACGAGAAGGACGCCUUUAUCGAACAUACAAAGUCUCUCGGCCUAACGGUUCCCAUAACAGAGGCGGUGGAGGAUAAAGAGGAUGUAAUUAACUUUCUUUGCCGCAACGGCGGGCUUGAGCAUAAACCUGGUGCGAGGCAAUAUCUUGUCAAACCCGUUGGCGUUGAUGAUGUUGCGCGCUUCGCUAUGCCGUUACUUCCUCUUACGUCUGAAGACGCCACGCUUACACGCAUCGACUCUAUUCCCUUCAAAGCUGCCAAGUGCUCUUUCAUUAUCCAGGAGUUCAUCACCGGUCCUGAGUUCUGCACGCACGCUCUGGUCGUUCGUGGUCGGAUUUGCGCCUUUGUGGCUUGUCGUUCAGCGGAUGUGCUUAUGCAUUACGCCGCUCUUCCUCCUGACUCCCCACUAAGUAGAGCAAUGCUCGACUUUACCCUCAAGCAGGCAGAGGGCUGUGGAGAUAAUUUCACGGGACACAUGAGCUUUGACUUCUUAAUCAACAAGGAAGAUGAAGAUGCUGCCCAGUCUGGCGGUGAUAAGGAAGUCACUAUAUAUCCCAUUGAGUGCAAUCCCAGAGUCCACACUGCCACUAUCCUCUUCAACAACACCCCCGAGAUCGUCGACGAAUAUCUUUCUGUCCUAUCCCCUGAUGCACCACCCAGAUCCCUUUCCAAGCCCCCGCUUACACCCUCCAACCCUGAGAAAUACUACUGGGUCGGCCAAGAUCUGGUCGAGCUUGUUCUGUAUCCCCUUUAUCUUGCAUUGUUCCGCGGUACGAUGGGAUUGUCCGAGGUUAGAAAGUCUCUUCGGAGUUUCGCAGAGCAUUUGCUCUACUGGAAGGAUGGUACUUUUGAGGCUUGGGACCCUCUGCCUUGGUUGUGGAUGAUGCAUGUUCAUUGGCCGGUGCAAUUUGCGUGGUAUAUGUCCACUGGUUCUGUGUGGACAAAGGUGAAUGUCAGCACUGGAAAAGCGUUUAAGGGAUGA
Fusarium sp. VM40 is the source of this 1512-nucleotide messenger RNA. The record is from the annotation of a GenBank genome assembly. NCBI's taxonomy places the organism in Eukaryota, Fungi, Ascomycota, Sordariomycetes, Hypocreales, Nectriaceae.